This is a messenger RNA of Clunio marinus, 1194 nucleotides long. Lineage: Eukaryota; Metazoa; Arthropoda; Insecta; Diptera; Chironomidae. The record is from the annotation of a GenBank genome assembly.
AUGCAGAAGAGAAGAGAGUUAACAAAAGCCAACCCCGAGAAACAUGCUGAAGUAAAGAAGGCCGAUAAGGAAAGAAAAAAAAUGUGUUGCGAACGCAAGAAGGCCGAGAAUAGCAACGCAGCUUCGAGUCAGUCAUCCUUUCAAAAUCCGCUAGAAAGAGCAUGUAGCAUCACUUUUCAAUUGGAUCUUCUCCCUAAAGAUGAAGCUAAGAGAAAGGAAACAGUUCUCGGAAUGGCUAAAAGACUUGGUCUCAAUGUCCAAGAGCCAAUGCCGAAAUCAGCUAAGACUUUGGAAGUAGAAAAAUUCGUAACUGAUUUCUACAGUUCAGAUAAGAUCAGCCGAAUUCCAAAUUCCAACGCGGUUGUGACAAUUGAAAAAGGUGGCAGUGAGACAACAUCCCUGAGAUUCAUGACCUGCACAAUUCAAGAAGCAUACGAAAAAUAUAAGGCAGAUUUCCCACAGCACAAAAUUUGCUUCCAAAAUUUUUCUAAAUCGAGACCAAAUCGUUUUGUCAAAUUAAGAAGCAAAACUCCACGCGACACAUGUGUUUGCUCCACCCAUGCAAAUAUGGAAUUUGCGCUGAAAGCGUUAGCUCGUGCCGAUCCAACAUACAAAGAUGUAGCUAUUGGAAAUGACAUGAGCAAAAAUUUCAUUUGCAGUGGUAACAAGGAAAUAUGUUUUUCGAACAAAUGUUUCUUAUGCAAACAUUCACCAGCAUUCUUCGAGAAGUUCGAAGAAAACGAAGUCAAUGCCUCGGUGACAUGGGAGCAAUGGGUGAUUGAUAGAACAGUUUUUGGACGCGUAGAAAGAGUUAAGAAGACCGGCACUGUACCUGACCUUAUCAAGCACAUCAAAGAAAUGAAGGUCAAAUUUUUACUUCAUGUGCUUGUUAAGCGAAACCAGGCAGAAUGCUUGGAUUUAUAUAGCCUGCAAGCACAAUCUAAGAACGCAACAACAGCCGUUCUUCAAGUAGAUUGGGCUCAAAGCUACAGAUGCUUUCAACAAGGCUCCACGCAAGCCACCUAUUGGGACAAAAAGGAAGUUUCAAUUUUCACUGCAAUGAUGUGGCAUCGUGGAAAGAAAUCAAUGGCUGUCGCUCUUGAUUCUCAGGACCACACAAAAAAGACGGUUAUUCCUUGCCUCCACAAAUUAUUAGAAGAAGAAACCCNGAUGUUUCAUAUGUACUUUACUUAG